Messenger RNA from Malania oleifera, 3605 nucleotides. RefSeq names its product mannosylglycoprotein endo-beta-mannosidase. The record is from RefSeq and is a predicted model, not a curated record. The transcript has 11 exons. Bases 279 to 3194 code for a protein of 971 amino acids. Gene Ontology annotation, molecular function: hydrolase activity, hydrolyzing O-glycosyl compounds. NCBI's taxonomy places the organism in Eukaryota, Viridiplantae, Streptophyta, Magnoliopsida, Santalales, Ximeniaceae. Gene Ontology annotation, biological process: carbohydrate metabolic process.
GUAUCGUACUCAGAUUCAUAACGACAUCGUUUUUGUGACAUUUUCAGCCCAGUUUCCGGAGCCAGACACAACCACGUGUCUCACGCGGCGGUCCUGAGCUGAAGUGGGCCAAAAGUCACGUCACUGUCGUCAGUCCUCCCCCUUAUGCCGUUCCGUUCCCUGAACGGCAAAACACAGUGAGGAUACAGAGAGAGAGAGAGAGAGAGAGAGAGAGACAAUGAUCAGACUACAGUGAGCUCUCACUACCAAGCUCCAUUUUCUGGUAGUGUUUUACAGUAAUGGCCGAAAUUGGGAAAACAAAGCUCGACUCUGGAUGGCUCGCCGCUAGAUCCACCGAGGUCAACCUCACCGGCGUUCAGCUCACCACCACCCACCCUCCCGCCGGCCCCACCUCGCCGUGGAUGGAGGCUGUGGUCCCCGGAACUGUUUUGGCAACCCUUUUGAAGAAUAAACUCGUGCCAGAUCCUUUCUAUGGAUUGCAGAACGAGUCAAUUAUUGAUAUUGCUGAUUCAGGGAGGGAUUAUUACACUUUCUGGUUUUUCACAACUUUUCAGUGUAAGCUGUCAGGAAAUCAGCGCCUGGAUCUAAAUUUUCGUGCAAUUAACUACUCUGGGGAAGUGUAUUUGAACGGGCACAAGAAGAUCCUGCCGAAGGGGAUGUUUCGAAGACAUUCUUUUGAUGUUACUGAUAUUUUGAAUCCUGAAGGUCAAAACUUGCUAGCUGUUCUUGUGUUUCCUCCUGAUAAUCCUGGGAGAAUUCCUCCUGAAGGGGGUCAAGGUGGCGAUCACGAGAUUGGGAAGGAUGUUGCUGCACAAUAUGUUGAAGGUUGGGACUGGAUGGCUCCAAUAAGGGAUAGAAAUACUGGGAUCUGGGAUGAGGUAUCAGUUUCUGUUACUGGGCCAGUCAAAUUAACAGAUCCCCACGUAGUUUCAUCAUUCUUUGACAAUUACAAGAGGGUAUAUCUACAUGCUACAACUGAGUUGGAAAAUAGAAGUAAUUGGGUUGCAGAGUGUUCUUUGAAUAUCCAAGUGACAACUGAGCUUGAAGGAAGCAUUUUAUUAGUGGAGCAUCUUCAGACUCAACACUUAUCUCUUUCACCUGGAGCACGUGUUGAAUAUACAUUCCCUGAGCUUUAUUUCUACAAGCCCAAUUUAUGGUGGCCAAAUGGCAUGGGAAAGCAGUCCCUCUACAAUAUUGGUAUUACUGUUGAUGUUAAGGGAUAUGGAGAGUCUGAUUCGUGGAAACAUCUAUUUGGAUUUCGCAAGAUUGACUCUCAUAUUGAUACUGCUACUGGUGGAAGGUUGUUUAAGGUUAAUGGACAGCCUGUUUUCAUUCGAGGUGGUAAUUGGAUAUUGUCAGAUGGUUUACUUCGGCUGUCAAAAAAACGUUAUGAAACAGACAUCAAGUUUCAUGCAGAUAUGAACUUUAACAUGCUCCGCUGUUGGGGUGGGGGGUUGGCUGAGAGGCCAGAAUUUUAUCAUUACUGCGACAUUUAUGGUUUAAUGGUGUGGCAAGAGUUUUGGAUAACUGGAGACUGUGAUGGACGAGGUCAGCCAGUGUCAAAUCCCGAUGGCCCACUGGAUCAUGAACUCUUCUUGCUAUGUGCAAGGGACACAGUCAAGCUGCUGAGGAAUCAUCCUAGUCUUGCUCUUUGGGUGGGGGGAAAUGAACAAAUUCCACCUGAGGACAUUAACAAGGUCUUAAAAGAUGACCUCAAACUCCAUCCGUAUUAUGAAAAGACCAAUGAAAGUCACAAGCAUACUGAGGGUUUAUCUUCAGUUAAGGAUCCUAGUCAAUAUCUUGAUGGUACGCGAAUUUACGUCCAGGGAUCCAUGUGGGAUGGCUUUGCAAAUGGGAAGGGGGAUUUCACUGAUGGCCCUUAUGAAAUUCAGAAUCCUGAAAACUUCUUUAAGAAUGAUUUUUACAAUUAUGGAUUCAAUCCUGAGGUUGGCUCUGUUGGAAUGCCCGUAGCAGCUACCAUUAGGUCAACAAUGCCUGCAGAAGGGUGGCAGAUUCCAUUGUUUAGGAGGCUAGCUGAUGAUUACAUAGAAGAAGUUGCAAAUCCCAUAUGGCAAUACCAUAAAUAUAUCCCUUAUUCAAAACCCAAUUUAGUUCAUGAUCAAAUUGUAUCAUACGGGACACCCUCGGAUCUUGAUGAUUUUUGUUUGAAGGCUCAACUUGUCAACUAUACUCAGUACAGAGCCCUUUUAGAGGGCUGGACUUCCCGUAUGUGGAGUAAAUACACGGGAGUUUUAAUAUGGAAGAGUCAGAAUCCUUGGACAGGUCUUAGAGGUCAGUUCUAUGAUCAUCUCCAUGAUCAAACGGCGGGUUUCUAUGGUUGCCGUUGUGCUGCAGAACCAAUUCAUGUGCAACUGAACCUGGCAUCGUAUUUUAUAGAGGUAGUUAACACUACCCCAGGGGAGCUGACUAAUGUAGCUAUAGAGGCCUCAGUGUGGGAUCUGGAUGGAAGGUGUCCAUACUAUAAAGUGUCUGAGAAGCUAUCUGUGCCACCUAAAAAGACCAUACCCGUUGUUGAGAUGAAGUAUCCAAAGUCAAAAAACCCAAAGUCAGUUUACUUUCUCCUCCUCAAGCUCUACAACAUGUCAGAUUAUGGAAUUUUAUCUAGGAACUUUUACUGGUUGCAUUUGUCUGGUGGAGAUUACAAACUGUUGGAGCCGUACAGGAAGAAGAAAAUACCCCUUAAGAUAACAUCUAAGGUUUUCAUUAAGGGAUCCACUUAUGAAGUCCAGAUGCAUGUGCAGAACACAUCAGCGAAGCCAGAUACUAGAAGUCUACUGUACAAGAAUAAUUUUAUGCAAUCGCAUGAUGAUAGUGAUUUUGACAUGGGUUCAGUGAAAUCCUUGUAUUGUGAGAGAGGGGUAAAGAAUAAAGUUGGUGUAUUUCAGAGUAUUUACAAACGUUUCUCAAAGGAAACCGAAGGCUUGAGCGUUGUUGAAUUGAAUGGAGGUAAUGUAGGAGUUGCUUUCUUCCUUCAUUUCUCUGUUCAUGCUUCGAAGGACCACAAGGAAGGAGAAGACACCAGAAUACUUCCCGUCCAUUAUUCUGAUAACUAUUUCUCCCUGGUACCUGGUGAGGUGAUGCCCAUCAAAGUCUCUUUUGAGGUUCCUCCUGGUGUAACCCCCCGAGUUACUCUUCAUGGCUGGAAUUACCAUGGUGGGCAUACCAUUCAUUGAGCUGGGUAAGAGUGCAUCUUUCACAGUUGUUGCCUACAGUGCUGUGGAAUCAUCAGCUGUGUAAAUGUAUCUUUGAGAUUAGCUCAUCCACAACCCUAAUUGGGAAGAAGGUUCCAAGAUUUACAUGCAUGGCGGUGUUUCUGCUCCUGAAACAUUUGCCAUGAUCGGCGCUUUUGUUGUGUUUUUGUUUGAGUUGUUGUUUUGGUGGGAAGGGGAGGGGAGGUAUGUAACAACAUAUGUGUGCACUUGGAAAUGUUAAUACCAACCAGUGCCGAGUUCUAAAGAUAUCUCAAUAAAUCGGAAAUGUUCUGUGCCCUAGCGUGUGAUGUGUGUUGCUUGUGACAAGUCACAUGGUCACUCAGUUUGUUUAAGGUUCUCUGACUUGGAGCUUAUGAAAUGAGUUUUUCCAUA